This is a messenger RNA of Zerene cesonia (dogface butterfly), 2314 nucleotides long. It is a transcript of the gene UGT46A2, whose product is annotated as UDP-glucosyltransferase 2-like. The transcript has 4 exons. NCBI's taxonomy places the organism in Eukaryota, Metazoa, Arthropoda, Insecta, Lepidoptera, Pieridae. Bases 115 to 1689 code for a protein of 524 amino acids. Gene Ontology annotation, molecular function: UDP-glycosyltransferase activity. The record is from RefSeq and is a predicted model, not a curated record.
UCGGAUGUCAUGUAACCGAUUCUGAAAAUAGCGUUGGAAUUACUCGUACCGUGCAGUGUACUGGUGGCACUUGGCAGUGUUUCGCGCGACUCUGCCCAGAGAAGAGCGUGCGCCAUGCGACCCACGUUCACAGUGUACGCGGUGAUCGCGUUUCUAAGUUAUGUUCACGGCGCGAGGAUCCUCGGCCUCUUCCCUCACACCGGCAAAAGCCACCACAUGGUUUUCGAGCCCCUGCUCAAAAAACUAGCGGAACGCGGCCAUCAAAUGACCGUCGCUUCUUUCUUCCCCCUUAAAAAUCCACCAGCGAACUAUACGGAAAUCAGCUUCGAAGGCAUCGCGGGUAUAGGCGUAGAAACCAUAGAUUUGUCAUGGUUCGAAAACCUAAACUUAAUUUAUAAAAUACCAAUCGCUGGCGAGAUUUAUAAACAAAUAAGUGAUUUCACACCUCUAUCCGGAAUGGCGUUAAAUGUUUGCGGGAAAGCGAUCGAUUGGCCCCCGCUCGUCGACGCUCUGAAGAAAGAAUACGAUAUUGUUAUAGUAGAAAAUUUCAAUAGUGAUUGCAUGCUUGGAUUGUUACAUGUGUAUGGAAUUAAAGUGCCGGUUAUUUCGCUAUCGUCGUCCAAUGUACUGCCAUGGGCUACCGAGCGUAUCGGUGUUGUCGACAAUCCAUCUUACCUACCAGUGGUUAGUGCCGCAUGGACGGCCCCUUUAACAUAUAUGGAAAGAAUAAAGAAUACUUUCCUGAAUGUAUACUUCAAAUUAUGGUACUUCUAUGACAUUCAAGAGAAAGAGAGGGCAGUUAUCGAAAAGUUUUAUGGCCGAAAAGUGCCCUUGUACGAACUGUCGAAAAAUAUAACAUUGAUGAUGAUAAAUACAUUUUAUCCCAUAAAUGGUGUUAGGCCCUUGUUGCCAGGGUUUGUGGAAGUAGGUGGUAUGCAUUUGGACAAUGGGAGAAAACCCAUUCCGGAGUACAUUGAGCGCUUCUUGAACGAAUCGGAACACGGUGUCGUACUGUUCAGUUUCGGCUCGUUGAUAAAAACAUCCACCAUCCCGAAACACAAGGAAGAAAUAAUCGUGAAGGCGCUGUCGAAAUUAAAACAGCGAGUUAUUUGGAAAUAUGAAGACAGUGAAGAGGAGGGAACCCUCAGUGGCAAUAUUUUGAAAGUAAGAUGGCUGCCUCAGUAUGAACUGUUACGCCACAAAAAGGUAGUAGCGUUCAUAGCGCACGGCGGCCUUCUGGGCAUGACGGAAGCUGUGUCCGCUGGCAAGCCCAUGGUGGUGGUGCCGUUCUUCGGAGACCAGCCAUCCAAUGCCGCUUCAGCGGAGUUUGCUGGCUUCGCGAAGGUGCUGCAAUAUAGCGAACUGACGGAAGAGUCGUUGAGUGCAGCGCUGGAAAGCGUACUAAGUGCUGAAAUGCGCCUCCAAGCUCGCACCGUUUCAAAGAUCUGGAAUGACAGACAGAACCCACCCUUAGACACCGCAGUGUACUGGGUAGAAAGGGUGCUCCGAUGGGGCCCAGCUGCCAAACUCCACUCUCCGGCGAGAGACCUAGCUUUCUAUGAAUACGCUCUACUUGACGUCGCAGCAGCUUUUAUUGCAAUUAUUCUAGUAACCCUAGCCUUGUUGUGGUACACGCUGUCAAAACUAUCAAGAAUGUUCUUGAAAGAGAGCAAACAGAAAUUACAUUAGUUAAUUGACCGGCUAUGAAUUGUUAAUUAAUUGUUUAAGUGGGUGUAAAAAUGGGAUUACAUAUUUAUGUAUUUUAUAGCUUAUUUGAAAUAGGUUGAAUACAAAUUAGCUUCCACUUGUUAAAAAAAUAAUGACAAUAAUUAUUGUUAAUAUGAUUCUAAUUUCUAAGGUAUGAAUUAGUGUGUAUUUUGUAAUUACCUACUUUCGUAAAUAUUUGGCUUGGUAUAUUUUUAGUGAGUAAAUUAUUGACAUCUUCAACAUCUUGACUUGUAAAAAUUAUAGUUAGUAUAUAAGAACUAUUUAAUUCAAUAAAGUUCCUCGAUGCUUUAUGUUUGUAGUAACUAGGUUUAGCUUGUAGACUAUAAUUAUCGCCUAUACGUUUACUCAUGGCAAUGUUUGAAGAAAACAUUGUUGUUUUUUUUUUUGGUAGGAGUUAACUUUUUGUAAAACGUUAAUUGAACGCUCUAUUGCUUUUAAUCAACUUGUCAUGUAUAAAUAUGACUGUCAAUGUGAAUAUUAUGUUAAAACAAUGUUAAUAACUUGUAACUUCACAAUAGUUUGAAAAUAUCAAGGGGAGAUAUAAAUAUGCUAAUGUCAAUUAAAUUCUUAAUUACCUAUAAUUGUU